ACCCGCAAAGGAAUGGAAGAAAUCAGUGAAUUUCCAUCAUGAAGCACUGUGAUAUCCCCUUCCUCCUCCUUCUGGCGCUUCUCGUGGCAAUCUCCCAAAACCUCGCUUGUGAAGAUUGCGUUUGUGGAUCCCAGUGUUUUCAAACUGAGAACUUACCACUCAUCCAAGCCUACGAGGAUGUGAAGAAGGUGAUCAAAGGUAUUCGUGUAGGAAACUUCCUUGCCUCCCCUGAACCCGAUAGCACAAUUAUUCACUUUGAUGGAACACACAACUCUUUCGAUGGAUUCUUGUACCAAAAGAAGUUGGCAGCCAUUGCCGCCCUCCAAGUGCCUGUUGAUCCAGGUUGCAAUCCCGGUCUCGUCAUCACCUAUUUCCAUUGGGGAUCUUUGGCUUGGCUUCCAAAUUUUUCAACUGGAUGCAUGGACAAAUGCCACACGGCCACCUACAUCAAUGAGUUCAUUCCCAACAUACCCACUCCAGCCAUACCUUUCAACCCUUUAUUCACUAGCUGCCUGUUGGCUUCCACUGUGGCAAAUUUGUAUUCCACGUGUUCCAUUAAUACCGUAUUGGGCUCUCAUCACAUUGCUUUCAUGAAUGACGACAUUCAAUCCGCCCCAACUCCGUGCUUCUUCAGUAACGCUCGAACUGCGGUUAAGAUGGCUCCCUUGGCAACUCCCGAACCUAAAUUUGAGAGCUCUCCCACGAACUCCAUCGAGGCCUUCAUGACCCCGGCUCGAUUGGAAGCUGCCGACAAGAUUUUGAGGUGCAUCGAAUCUGAAUGUUGCCAGGACAGAUCGGACCGGGCAAGUCUCAUCGAAUCCCAAGGGACCCUUCUCAUUCAGAAAAACAAUGAACACAAAGCCCAACACGUGGAUUUAGGAAAAAGCAGCAAAGGAACAGCUAUGCCCAUGAAAAGCAUUAUUAAAAGCGUCGUUUUGAGAGAGGAGUUGAACUUUAUAAAGGAGGAGCAUCCGGAAAUGGUUAAGCCAACUUUGGGGCUUUGGAAGAAAGGGAAGGAAUUGAAACUCGCCGUUGAGCAAGUAAAUUAUAAUAAUUGACUUUAAGCCUCAAACCGUGUGAUCCUUUUAUUUUCAAAAAAUACGUCCAAUUCACAACAUGAAAUAGAUUCAGUACUGCAAUGA
Molecule: messenger RNA, 1142 nt
Organism: Tigriopus californicus
Lineage: Eukaryota; Metazoa; Arthropoda; Copepoda; Harpacticoida; Harpacticidae
Exons: 3
Coding region: 39-1058 (339 amino acids)
Source: RefSeq, a predicted model, not a curated record